Andrographis paniculata is the source of this 1610-nucleotide messenger RNA. RefSeq names its product paired amphipathic helix protein Sin3-like 4. Gene Ontology annotation, cellular component: histone deacetylase complex; chromatin. Gene Ontology annotation, biological process: negative regulation of transcription by RNA polymerase II. Lineage: Eukaryota; Viridiplantae; Streptophyta; Magnoliopsida; Lamiales; Acanthaceae. Gene Ontology annotation, molecular function: transcription corepressor activity. The record is from RefSeq and is a predicted model, not a curated record. The transcript has 9 exons. The coding region runs from base 359 to 1606 and encodes 415 amino acids.
UUCUUCUCACUCUUUUUUUUUCUUCUUUCUCCAUCUCUGCUUCUUACUGUUUUCUCCCUUCUUUUUUCUUCUUCUUCGUGAUCCUCUUUCCCUGAAUUUUCUCCUACAAAUUUCAGAAAAUGGCUGGGAAUUUGCCUCCGCGUGAUGUCCCAGACCGUCUGAUAGGGUUUCAGUGUAAAUGAAGGAGUCCGUCCCUAGUAACGUUUGAGAAAAUCAAGCCGAAGAAACACGCUCUCAUUGGCGCGCGAUUUUUAUUUUUUGAAAUAGAAGAACAACCAACUACUGCUGCUGCUGCUGUUCUGCCAUUGCCAUUGAGGGCUUCUCUUCUUGGCUUCGUUAUUUUGUACUAUCUCUGAUCAUGGAUAUGGGUGAUGUUCCUCCGUUCCCUAUGACUUCUCAACUCGACCACCCCGCUCCGCCGACGUCAAUUACCAGCCAGGCUGGGGAAUUUCUGGGAAGGGAGGAUGCCAUUAACUAUCUACAAACGGUUGAAAAAGUUUUUCGUGGUAGAGAGGAUAAAUUCGAUGAAUUUAUCAAAGUAUUGAGAGAUUUCAGGGUACAAAAAAUCGUUGGGGCUGAUGUUGUUUUGAAAGCCAAAGAGUUAUUUGAAGGUCACUGGGACCUAACGUUGGGUUUAAAUGUCUUUUUGCCGAAGGAAGCUCAAAUCGAUCUCCCACCUGAGGAAGAAUCAUUUCUGAGAAAAAAAGCAGUAGAAUUUAAUGAAGCAGUCGAAUUUGUCGAAAGAAUCAAGGCCACAUGUCAAGAUCACGAUGAUGAUGAUGUGUAUAAAGCUUUCAUUGACCUUUUAGAUAUGUACAAAAUGGGCAGAAAGUCUGCAAAGGAGGUUUAUAGUCAAAUUUCAGUUCUUUUCGCGGACUAUGUUGAAUUUAUUAUAGAGUUUGCUCAUUUUUUACCUUGUCUUUGGGGGACGGAAAGUGUUGAGCUUCCACAGCCUUACAGGAAUACCAUCCCAUUCGGGGAUGGUGGAAGUCCCUCCAAUUAUGAAAGCUGCACUCCAAGUUAUCGACUUCUGUCUCCCAAUACUAUGAUCCCUACACCAAGUGAAAGAACAAAGAUUGGCGAUGAGGUUUUGAAUGACAAUUGGAUAUGUGUUGCUUCGGAAGAAAAUAAGGAUUAUUCCUCCAAACACAUGCUCAAAAAUCCAUAUGAAGAAAACUUAUUUAAAUGUGAGGAUGAGAGGUUUGAAUUGGAUGUGCUGAUGGAAUCAGCCAAGGCAGCAUCUCAUCGUAUUGAGAGACUGUUGAGCAAUAUUGAAAGUCAUAAAAUUAAAUUAGAUGAUUCAUUCCGCAUUGAAGAUCAUUUAAAAGCUCAAGAUCUUCGGUACAUUGAGCGUUUAUACGGUGAACACGGGCUUGAAGUACUUGAGAGAUCAAUAAAGAGUGUUGAAUUUUCACUGCCGAUUAUGUUAAGUCGGUUGAAGCAGAAAUUGAUUGAAUGGACCAAUUGCCAUGCCAAAUUGGAUACUGUUUGGAGAGAGAUUAAUGCAAAGAACUACCCCAAAUCCCUUGACUAUAGGAGCUUGUAUAAGCAGCAGGCAGAUAUUAACGACGUUAGUCCUAAAGAUAGUGACAAAAUCAGUCAUUGAUUAA